GGUAGCAGCAGCUAGGCUGUGCAGUGCCAGCAGCGGCUAAAAAGAUGCACACAGCUCGGGCUGUGGAGAGCAGAGAGGUGCCUGGAAGCUAGUAGCCUAUAUGUUUAAUUCAGAGGGGGAUCUGCUGUCGCGGUACGACGCUAACAGACAUGGCCGGGAUUAUAAAAAAGCAAAUUUUGAAACAUUUGUCAAGGUUCACCAAGAAUCUGUCCCCGGACAAAAUCAAUCUGAGUACGCUGAAGGGGGAGGGGCAGCUGUCCAACCUCGAGCUCGAUGAAGAGGUUCUGCAGAACAUGCUUGACCUGCCGACAUGGCUGGCUGUCACCCGGGUCUACUGCAACAAAGCCGCCAUCAGGAUACAAUGGACAAAGUUGAAAACAAGCCCCAUCUGUCUGUUCCUGGAUAAGGUGGAGGUAGAGAUGAGGACAUGUGAGGAGCCACGUCCCCCUAAUGGCCCCUCUCCUAUAGCUAUCACAGCAGGCCAGAGCGAGUACGGCUUUGCUGAGAAAGUGGUGGAGGGCAUGUCUGUUAGGAUCAACUCCAUUACCAUCAAGGUCCAGGCUCGUGCCUUCCAUGCCUCCUUCGAACUCUGGCAGCUACAAGGCAACAGCCUCAACCCCAAAUGGCAGCGCAGUGACCUCCGCUACACCCGUGUCACCGACCCAAAGAGAGGAGAGGUGCUGACAUUCAAAGAAAUAAACUGGCAGAGUCUACGAAUCGAGGCAGAUGCCAUCGUGAGUGACGACCAGGACCUCGGUAGCACCCCAUUACGUCUCAUCACCAACCAGGGACGCAUUCGCAUCGCAUUAAAACGCAGAAUAAAGGACUGUAAUGUGCUGGCAUCCAAGCUGCUUUUCAUUCUGGACGACCUGCUGUGGGUGCUGACGGACUCCCAGCUCAAAGCCAUCAUCCAUUACGCCAAAUCUCUCAGUGAGGCCAUGGAGAAGUCUGCCCAGCAGAGGAAGAGCAGGACUGCUGAAUCCCUACAGACUGCUCCUCCAUCGCCUGGUCUCCACAGCCUUUGGACAGAGCCCCCACCCGCUCCUACUCGCACCCCCAGCAACAUGAGUCAGUACUUUGAUCUCUAUGAUGUCAAGGAGUCUUCUUACCACACCUUCAUAUCCCGCUUGGACUUACACGUAUGCAACGACAGUUCUUCAAUGGAAGACGAUGACGCGCCACCACCGGGUUUACAAGGGGCCAUGCAGCUGACGUUCAGGAAGCUGGGUUUUGACUACUACCCCAUCCACAGACCUGCUGAUGGAUGUCGACACUGGGAACGCCACAGCGGAGCCAUGGAGGCUCAGGCCCAGUGGGCCGGAAAACUGCUGCAGGAGUAUCAGAGGAGAGCAGAGGCUUCUGGGUUCCCUGGACCGCACACUGAGGCACCCGAGACAACCAAGGACAACUCUUCAAAGACCGCUAAAGAUGGACAGUCCAGUCCCAAGUCGAGCCCCUCCGACACAGAGCAGCCAUCCAGCAGGAACUCUGUCACAGCUCCUUCAGGGUCAUCACUGAAGAGGCUGCGCUCCAGCUGUGUGGUGGUCAGGAUGGAUGACGUGGACAUUCGCCAGGUGUCUACAAGAGGCCGUCAGAACAAGAAGACGCGGUCUUUCAUAUCCUGCAAUCGUAAAACUCUGUGUUUGCCAGACAACGUACCAGCAGUUCAUCUGCAGUUCACCGAAUACUACUUUCCUGACAACCCCAGUUUUUCAGUGCCCACCUCAAAUCUAUAUGCCCAGCUGAAUGGCCUCCAGCUCUGUGUAGACCCAGCCAGCGUGCUGUGGAUCAAUCUGUUCUCCAGGGGUCUGCUGCACACCCUGGACCAGGUCAAAGCUUUCUACCAUUUGCAAGACAGCAGCCUGGCUGAAGAGCAUGUAGAUGUCCGCAUGGAUGCAGCUCAGCUUAAGUUGAUAAUCCCCUUGGAUUCUUCUAUAUUGGAUCAUCCGGAGCGUCCACAGUCCCUCUCUGUAACUGUACCCCAGAUGGUUCUCAGCAACACUCGCCUCUGUCCUCAUGGCUCCAGGGCUGACCUCAACAGCACUAUUGUCAAGUUCGCCAGCUGCCCUUUCUUCCAGUCCAAACCUCCCUGCUGCCCCUACCCCAGAGACCAGAGUGCCUUUCACCCCCUCCCAUCAGCCUUCCUCCAGCACUCUCAAGAGACAGAGCCCCAACCUCUGGACAGAAAGCUGCUACGAUCACAGGAUGUCUGGUCUCUCAGUCUGUCCCGUGUGACCCUUGGAUUUGACGGAGCUCGGCGAUUCCCCAAAGGCAGAACCCAACCUUUUGUUGAGCCCUUCGCCAUGUCUGUGUGGAUGUGUCAGCCCUCUGCUUUUAAAAAUGGGUCAUCAUCUUCCUCCUCGAGUCCCAGCAGAGCCCACAGCCCUUCAUCAGAGCAAGAAGACGCUUCACUCGCCUCUAUCCACUUUUUGGCCCACACCAUCACUCCGGUGAAGAUGUGGCUCAACCACUACCAGUUUGUCGCCCUGCUGAGGAUGAAGGACGCCAUGGCUCGGUUAGGGGCCGAGUUGGGCCGGGAUCUACGAGACGUUAAGCAGGCUCACGGCCAGAAGACAAAACCUACCACAGCUUGUCUUGCCCUCCUGGUGGACUCUGCAGAAGUGGGUCUCCUGUUGCCGCCAGUGAACACAGAGCCUGAAGGGGAAGUUCCCCACACUCCAGAGACUGACAGCCCAAGCAUGACAGACUCUGACAUCUCCCCCAUACAUCACUCUGCGGUCCUGGAGGACAGCGGUUUGGAAAACGGCAUCUCCUCCAUCAAUACGGUCUCUGCGUUUGAUCAGGAUGAACAGGAUGAGGUGGUGGAGGAGGCGUGUGAGGCCGUGGAGGAAGGGUUGGACGGAGAUGGUUUGACAACACAGGAGGACACCCCUCUCCUCUCGCCUCCACUCUCACCUGGACACUCCCCUGUCCUCUCCCGCGAACCGUCCAACUUCAGCCUGGAGGGAGAGCUGUCGAGCGCCAUCAACGUCACCAAGGAUGUGACCAAAGAUGCCAUUAGUGCCUCGCUGGACUUGACCAAAGGGGCGUUUUCGAUAACAAAGGACGCCUUUAGCAUGCUGAGUCGUGGCUCAGGGAUGAGCAAACUGUUUAGUCCGCAGGCUAAGGAACAGGUCCAACGUUCAGAAGAGUCCUCCCCCUCUCUGGCUGCCAGCCUGCGCCACCAAUCCAUGAAGCAGUCGCCUUCCCAGCAUUCCUUUGAUAGUGCUAUCUUGGAUGGCAGCCUUCCUGACGAAAAUCUCUCUGUGGAUAGUGAUGUCAGCGACAAUUUUGUUGUUCUCAUGGACUCAGAGUCCGGUGUGGAAUCCAUGCGACCCAACAACACUCCUGUGGGCAGUCGAGGCAGCCCAGCGCCAGGGACAGAGGGAGGGUCAUCAGCUGACCUCAGCAGCUCUCUGUCACAAAGUAUUGAGGACGUGUCUCAGGACAUGUCCUCAGUGUUGCUGCUGAUCCUGAAUGGAACAGCGUGCACCAUGGAAGUAAAGGGAGAAGACCAAGUUGUGGCUGUAGAAACACAGAGUGUGAGUCCUGUGCAGAUGGGAACAGUCCGUGUAUCGGACCUGCACGCUGGCCUCAUACAAGCUCCAAGCGGAACGGUCCAGAAGCAGGACAGGCCGCGCAGCAGGGGCUCUCCAGCAGUGUGCAUGCGAGCAGAAACAGGUCCAUGUGCAGCCCGACACUCUGCUAUGGCUGAGUCUUUGGGCUUUGUGGAAAUUAGAGUGCAAGACUGCAAGGCAGAGCUUUUAGCGUCCACGGUGACUAAUAUUGGUCCUUUUCUGGAAGACGAGUUCAGUGUUGAUGGUCAGCCAAUGAAGUUACACAUGAGAAACGUCACCAUCACUAUGAAGGAUGACGGCCCUAAAAUCUACCCCACAGCCCCUCAACCUGUCCCAGCUUCAUUCGUUGUAGAUCAGCUGCUCCUCGAGCGCUCUGAGGACGGCAUCAUGAGGCUCAAAGCUGAAGGUACAGACCCUAAAGCCUCAGCAGGUGUUCCUGUGGCUGGACCGGACAACCUAAACGGUUCCUGCUCUGCUCAACAGCAGAAAGAGAAACAAACCCUGGAGUCCCAGCUCUCUGAUGCCCAGGCUGCUCUCACCAAGGCCCUUGGUGACAGAGAACGCCUCCUUCUGGAAAUCAGGAAACAUGACCCCACGUUUACUCUGUGAGCUGCUCUGUCUUUCACCUCUGAACCUGCUGCUCCGCUGAGGGACAGUGACGGGAUGCAUCAGGCUGAAUGUCAGGAACCAGCAAGACUCCGUAAAAACAUGUCUGGACAUCGGACGUGUUUGAGAAGAUGGAUCCAAAUUAAGGGUUUGGAUCACUUCACACUUCCUAUAUCACACUGAGAUUACAAAAGAGCCCCUGUAACAAUUACUAAAAGGGGGACAUGGUGAACUAAAUUAUAGGUACAUUACCAGUACUACUUUUUAUCUGGCAGUCUAGAUAUUCCUCACUGCUGUACUAAACACAAAUAUUCCUAUUUAUCAUCCAACUCAGUGUGGACAGUAAACUCAUUGUGUAGUUGUAGUUUGUCACACAGCAUGCAAGGAUAAAUAUCAUUAAGCUUUAAUUCUCUCCAGUUAAUUAUUUGUGUUUCGGAAAUGUUUAAGUUGAGCACAUGCCAAAUCCUCCUCUUCAGAUGCACUGACACUGCCAGACAGCUGCUAGUCCCAUCAGUCGCUUCCUCUACAAAACACAACUUAAAGGGAACCUGCUGUAUACGUCAACAAGUGCUCUAUUUUCCCAUGUUUCUGUGUGUAAGUGACUAACGGGAACAAGAAGUUUUGAAAUUGGUUUAUUAUUGAGGGAGAGGGCUGCAGCCGGCAUGAUUAAGCAGGUUGCUAUGUGACCACUGGGGCAAUUGUGCACCGUCAGUUUAAGUCCACUAAAAUUGUUUGUUUUUGCCACUGACGUGCUCAGACGUAGUGUUUGACAACAUUAUGGAAAGGAUCAGUGUAGAGAUGGACCUUGUUGUUUACGAGUAAUAUCCUUUUUUUUAACCAGAAACAGCCCCAAAAUCACUAUUGCCAAACAGACCAGACUACAUUUAAAUAAACAGUAAUUUUCUCAUCAUAAAACACACUUUUUCAAAGUCAAGCGAAACAAAAUAAAACUCCCAAAAGCCGUCUUCGUUUGUUUCCACUCUUCUAGCAACCACCAGCUCUGGUUUGGUUGAACUAAACCUCUUAAUUCAUCCAGUUAGAUGUAAAAAUAUACUGAAUCUAUACAUGCUAAAAUUAAUAAUAGCCAUUUCUGGGCUGUUUCCGGUAAAAAGAAAAAGGAUCAUACUCUUUAAUAAAAAGGUCUUUCUCUUUCCAUAUUGUUGUCAGACCCCAAGAAUAAUAAUCUGAUCCUGUUUGUUGCAAAAAAACAAGCCCUUUUAGUGUGAGUGUUUACAUUGCAGCCUGUUUCACCGCUGCCGGCUCCAGCGCUCUCUCGCUGAAUACUUAACCAACUUCAAAAACUGUCUUUCCCAUUAGACACAAGAACAUAGGAAAUUAGGGGCGAGGUUGAAAAAUACUUCAAAAGUUACCCUUUAAUGUCAAGCAUGCUUAGUGAACACUGCUAAUUUACAUGUAGCACAUUUACAGAUAGACCGGUAAAGCUCAGUGGAUUUAGUAAUGUAGAUUACGUCACUUAGUUGUGUGUUCCUUUUCAUUUUAAAAGUAUUAUGACAAUAUUAUCAGCUGUUACUUGUUGAAAAUGUGUUGUGAAAGGUAGGGAAAAUAAUGCACUUUUUUUUUUAUUUAAAGAAAGCAAAGCACUGCUUUCUUUGAGAGACGGAUGCAUCUCUUUUUCCACCGUAGUUGCUUUAUCACCAGUGGAAUGGUUACACACUCAUACAGUUCUCAAAAAGCAGGUUGAAUCAUUCCCCAGUGUUAUUUUUCUUUGAGUUAUGCAACAUUGAUCGUGCUUCUUUUGUACUGUGAAACAAUGUGCUCCGAAUGUCCACCCAAGACGACACGCCUUUCGAUCUCUCCCUCGGCUGUGGAGAGCGGGAUGCACAGUAGCUUCAGUGUUGUAACCGGGUUAGUCUUUUCACUCUAACUCUCUGGUUUGAAGAUUAUACCAGCUACCAGAGUUAUAAUACUUGAUCUUGUUAAAACUUGCUUUGUAGCUUGCCAGGAAACAACUCAGACUGCUAGUGUGAUUACCUCUGGGCACAUUUGUCAUGUAUAGUAUAGUGGUCAAGAACUUUUAUUUGUAUAUUUAUUUAGUUUUGUGAUUUUUUUUUUUAAUAUCAGUUACCUUAAAGUAUAUUGAAGCCAUAUCAAUCAACAAAGAAGACAUAAAAAUGCUGUAGUACUGACAAUGUAUGCAGCGUGUACAGUGUGUCAUGUAAAUGACCAGAUUCACUACAAAAACUGAUAUUUGUCAGUGUGUUAAAUCCUGAUCUGCAGAUUUUAUCUGAGGCCAGUCUGUCACUGUCCCUUUUCUAUGCAUAAAUCUGUCAAAUGCAUAGUUUUUAACAAUGAUGGAUUUGAUCAUCAGAUUCAUUUUAUGAAUGCUUGCAUGAAAAAGACCUCUGUCUCAGAUACAUUUAGGUACAAAUGUUCUAUUGUUAAAUCAGUGGUUUAUCAUUUUUGCCCGUGGAGGCAUCCUUGUCUUAUCUUCCCGGCUGUGACGCCACCUUUCACUUCCAUUCAUCAUAGUCCUGUUGUGGGCUGGGAUGACCCCUGGUGGCUGGACUUGCCAGAGCACUCCCCAUUCAUUUUUUUUCUUUCUAUCCUUUGGUUGCCUUGCAAGCUAUGAAUGACAGAUUUACAUUCUUGAAGAGGAAUGUAAGCUAUUUAAGCAAUAGAAAGAAAGCUUAGGUUGAACCAAAAACAUGACAAAGAACGGUAACACUACACAUUUUGGAUGUGGAUUUUUUUUAAGAAAAAUGUUUACCUGUCUAUCAGGAUUUAAUGUUUUUCCCUUAACUGCAUGUGUAUUCGACACGUCCUAACUAUCAGUGUAAUAAAGCAGAGAAACUGCCCUUUAACCUCAGUAUAACUUCUAGUUGUGAUCUCAGCCUUUGAUGUUUAUGUUUUUGCAUGGCCUUAGUAGAUAAAAAAAGGUACAGAAUUGAACAUCCCAUGCUGGAUGCGACAUGUAGCUGUUAAGUUUAUCUGGUUUCCCCUCUCCUCUGUCAGGCCUCAAUGUCACGUAGCGUCCCUGCUGACAAACUGGUGCUCUGAGUUCCAGCUGCUCAUAACAAUGCAAAAAGGAGAUGACGGACAGUGAAGCGAGACUCGCUCGGACACGAGUGUUGUCUCGUUUCAUAAGACUGACCCGGCAACCUGUUGCCACUGGGCACAGAUGUGUGUACUGAGGUUGUGUUGCAUAGUUCAUGCCUUGUGAAUGACUUGCACUCAUGUGAAAAAUUCACUGGAAAUUGCACUUGUUUUGAUGUGAAUCACUUCAAAGGAUUGCAGAGGAGUCCUUGUGAAAUCUUCCUAAGUGAUGCAAAUGUUGGAGACCCUGUGGACAGUAUUUUUGUCAGUUGUGUAGAGUUACAUUGAAUUUUGUAAUCGUCUUUAUCACUUCAUUGAGACUAAUAUAAAAUUGGUUCUGUGAACCAGAGCUAGUAUGUGGAAAAUAUUUUAAAAGUGAAAAAAAUAAAUUAUUAAAUGCUGAACACA
Messenger RNA from Plectropomus leopardus (leopard coralgrouper), 7646 nucleotides. It is a transcript of the gene bltp3a, whose product is annotated as bridge-like lipid transfer protein family member 3A. NCBI's taxonomy places the organism in Eukaryota, Metazoa, Chordata, Actinopteri, Perciformes, Serranidae. The record is from RefSeq and is a predicted model, not a curated record.